Molecule: messenger RNA, 1184 nt
Organism: Caenorhabditis sp. 36 PRJEB53466
Lineage: Eukaryota; Metazoa; Nematoda; Chromadorea; Rhabditida; Rhabditidae
Source: the annotation of a GenBank genome assembly
AUGACGUCGUUCUUCUGGCCACUUUUCUUUUUAGGAGCCAUAGUCUCGCUCGAGCAAAAACAGAGCUUCCGCAGCAUUUUGAUAGAAGUGAGAGCGCGAAAUCUAACUGUAAUCACAUCGUGUUACAUUCAGCGAGCGUGCGAAAAGCGACCGGAUCUUCAGUUCUGCGGCUCCCUUCCAGAAUCCUCGAGCUCCGUGGUUCCCUUGGUGCUCCCGCCACUCACAACUCUCGCUCCUUCCACCACUACUGCCGCCACAACAACAACAACCACUUCAAGCUCUCCGGUGAAACCAACAGGAACCACCGACUCUGUGGACUUUGAAGAGUUGGAAACGGCGGGCAACGAGACGUCUGCAGAGCACGAGAAGCUGGGAAGUCUGGUGAAACUUCCUAAGCCAGAGAAGACGAACGCAGAGGUGAGCGGCAGGAGAUUCUCGAGAGACGAGGGGAGAAAAACCAGUUUCUCUCUUGAUUUUGUUUUCUUGACGAGACAAUAAGACAUGCUAAAGUUCUGCAGAAAGUUGUCGACCACGUGAUUGAGCAGAGUGGGGUCCAAUCCGGAGAAUCCAAGAACUCAACGACGCCGGCGAUUCAGAUUGAGGAUGAGAAAGGAGUUUUGGUGUUUGUCAGCGAGUAUUGCGUCGUUGAACGAGAACGAUUCGUGAGAAGCUGUCAUGGGGACGUGGACAAAAAAGAGGUAAAUAAGAGUGUGAAGGGACUAGAGUAUUCCGUGUUCCAGGAGACGUUCUGCAAGACUUACGUGUCCGCGUGUGCCUCUACGACGGGAGUUCUGCCAGUCAUGACGUAUUGUGCCCGAUACUACACCUACUAUCCCACGUACUGCAAGUCUCAGUUGGUCGAUCCAAAAGCUCUUCAAUUCUGUUUCGCUUUUGAGCAAUUCUGCCUUCCACAAAAGACUGCAGCUCAGGUUCGAACGUGUUUUUUUUCCCCGCUGGACGUAAACAAAUGCUAAUGAGCUCAUUUAUUGGCACGCAUUCGGAUUAGACGUUCAUUCUUAAUUCAGCCCUCUCAAAAGCCAAAAUCGUCUCUGCGUAAAUGCGAAGACGUUCUCCCGGAAGCUCGAAAAGUGUGCAACCCAUUCCCGAACCCGAAGGACACAUUCAACUUGCUCCGAUGCACACACUUUUUGACCAACUGUAAAAAGUUUGUCGACUGGCUCUAA